GAAAUCAAUUAUUAAUUUUAACGACUGUGUAUCUGCACGUUAACUGGUUUUAGCUUGCUGCAAGCUGGUGACUAUGCGAGUAAGUGAGGUUUUUAAUUUUAUACUGAUGAUUAGAAGCGCCGGUCGUUUUGGACACUCAACAGAUCUGAAGUAUGCAUUAUAUUUUGAAACAGAAUUCCCGAAUUUAUUUCCCCGGCGACCUGAGAUGCAAAAUAAAUGUUAAUGGAGCUGGCUUGUUUUUCCUAGCUACUGUGCGCCGGGUAAAUCUUGGCGUACGAUAGCGAGGGCAAGAAUCAUCGCCAGAGAAAGAAAAAAGUAACGCAUACUGAUGGACGGUUGGGAUUGGUUUUGGUUGGUUUCAUAUGACGUUAGAUCGUAUCCGUUUGUGUUGUUUCUCUUUUUCACUUUUUUCAUUUUCCUUUUCAACGCACGAAACACAAGAUCGUAAGAUUCGGUCUGGGCUUCGAUCCUUGUAUCGGAACACAGUAAACAGUAACUCAGAUAUUGCGGAGACACUUUUUUCAGACGAAAAUGUCCAUAUCUGUAGUCACUGGGGGGCAACUAAGUUCAGUAAAUUCGAGGGGCGGUUUAGUCAUUUCAAUGCAUAAUUGUCUUCUAGAUGGAACUUUUCCUUGGAAUGCUUUUGAUGCAAGUCUGAUGUUUCUUUUUUACUAUCUGCUUCAAUUUUUACCUCUCUUCGGAUUCCUGAUCCUCCGUCUGUUUUGCGACCCUUUUUUGUGAAAAAUCUUAUUUUAGUAUUCUCUAUCAAGUUUAUGCUACGUAUUGGCGUGGUCAUUUUGGUCAUUUCAGCCCAAGAAAAUUGGGAGUGAAUAAAUACAAUUUACCCCGAUAUUCUCGCGGGUACUAGCAAUAGUUUAAUUGAUUUUUACUCUUAUAUGAAUUUGUUUGUGGUGAUAAAGUUGAAAAGAGUGGUCUUAAUUUAAUAAAUUAUGGAGUGCAGAGAUCAGAUAAGUCGCAUAUUGACUGCAGUCUUCCUCUCAAAAAGAUCAAAUCCUUGGAUUCAUUGAGAAAAGAUUUUAAAAGAAGUUAAAGCUUCUGGGGAAACUGUUUGGAUUACUGUAGGAUAAUUUCUCGUUGGGGUGUUGAGAGAUGGCGUGUCGUGCGAUGCAAUAUUUUGAUAACGCUAUUCUUUGGCAUUAAUUCCUGCUUUAACAAAGUUUUUGUCGGGUUUCAAUUACAAUGUUGCCCUCCUCUCAUGUUGUCCUCCUCUCAUGUUGUCCAUUGCUUUGAUAGUGUACUUCGGAUAAAGCGUGUGGAAAUGGUGGCUUAGUGGGUCACGCAGUGAUCGCUUUUUGUUAAAAAAAAAAGUGUUUGCGCGAAAUUUGCAUGAGCGGAAGAAAGGUGAGGUGGGGGCGGGAGAUGAAGGGGCUACCCGUACUUUGUAUCUCAUCUUGUUCUAUUUGUGGGGUUGAAAAAACUUUUAAUUAAGAGAUUUAUAGAGGCAAAUGGAGUUGGAGUAGGUCUUAGUUAAUUCUUAAGGGUGUUUUGGUGAUGGACCAUGCGAGAGGCAUCAUUAAGGUAUGAAGGAACCAUCUCAAUGUUUAUGUCAAUCUGUGGCCAUUGGAGCAGAUCAUGACAAGUGGCUGCAAACCUGUGGAACGCAUGGACAUUAUGGGAGGGUCUGCAUCAGCUAGUCCAUGCUCGUCCUACCAACCAAGUCCAUGUGCAUCUUAUAAUCCUAGUCCUGGUUCAUCUUCUUUCCCUAGUCCUGUUUCAACCCGUUACACUGCCAAUAAUAAUGGUAAUACUGAUGCCAAUUCCCUCAUCCCAUGGCUUAAAAACCUCUCAUCUAGCUCCUCAUCCAAGCACCCUCACCAGCUCUUCAUUCACAGUGGUUCCAUAAGUGCUCCAGUCACCCCUCCAUUGAGCUCCCCAACUGCUCGAACUCCCCGCACCAAAAAUGACUGGGAUGAUCCAAUGGCAGGUUCAUCCUGGGCAGGUCAGAACUAUCCAUUCCUGCCCUCAUCUAUGCCUUCAUCUACUCCACCAAGUCCUGGCCGUCAGGUUUUGCCAGAUUCAGGAUGGCUAGCUGGUAUUGAAAUUCCUCUUAGUGGACCAUCAUCACCCACAUUUAGCCUCGUUUCACGGAACCCAUUUGGCUUCAGAGAUGAGCCUCUAUCCGGAGCUGGAUCUCGAAUGUGGACUCCUGGGCAAAGCGGGACAUGCUCCCCUGCUGUCCCUGCGGGUGUUGACCAGACAGCAGAUGUUCCAAUGGCAGACAGUAUGGCAGCUGAAUUUGCAUUUGGAAGUCACACAACAGGGUUAGUGAAACCUUGGGAAGGAGAGAGGAUCCACGAGGAAUGUGUAUCUGAUGAUCUUGAGCUUACACUUGGAAACUCCAGUACCAGAUAAGGGGAAAAGAUACAAGGGUGAGAAUAAAUUAUCCUUGUAUAUUUGCUUUGGCUUCUUCCUUCCCUUUUACGCCUUCAUGCCAAUUACUUCGUAUUGUGCAUGCUUCAUUCGGCAGGGAGCUGAGAUAGAAGUACAGUGAGUAGGAGCACCAGUUCCUUUUUUUUAUUACUUAUUUUGUUUUCUUUUUCUCUGUUUUUUUUUCAACAGGAGAGAACUGAAAAUUAAUUUAUAAAUAGUUCAUGGUGGUGACUUUGCCCCUUCAGUUCAACCCAUUCUUCCUUGAAUUUUCAUUUUUUUUUUAAUCCUUUUGUCCCCGAAAGAGAAGAUCCCGUUGCAACAUUGAUGCUUGUUUGGUGUGAUUUGGAAUUGUGCCAAUGAAAGGGAAUUUGGAUUUCAAGAUCAACUAAUUAGUUCUGACAAUUCUCUUGUAUCUUUCUUUAUUAAUUUUCAUGUGUUCUGCAAUACUAUUAAUUGCAGUUUUCUUGAUAUUGUUAUAUCACCAGCCUCUCUGCUGUAACUAAUCACGAACCAUGAAAAGGAGAGACCAGGCUAAUCACGAACUAUAAAUUAUUCUACCCAUGUCAAGAUAUUUUUUUUAGCACUC
Messenger RNA from Manihot esculenta (cassava), 2977 nucleotides. Its product is annotated as BES1/BZR1 homolog protein 4. The record is from RefSeq and is a predicted model, not a curated record. The transcript is spliced from 3 exons. Gene Ontology annotation, biological process: DNA-templated transcription; brassinosteroid mediated signaling pathway. Gene Ontology annotation, molecular function: DNA-binding transcription factor activity. Bases 1594 to 2373 code for a protein of 259 amino acids. NCBI's taxonomy places the organism in Eukaryota, Viridiplantae, Streptophyta, Magnoliopsida, Malpighiales, Euphorbiaceae.